AUGUACGGUGGUAAAGAAUAUGAUUUUUUUGGAAUUAAAUAAUGCGAUGAAAUUAUUGCACCUAAUGAAUAAGGAGUAGGAGGUCUCUACUUAGGUUAGAUAGGCCUAGUCUAUACGGAUAAAAUUGAAAAAAUGAAAAUCGGAGCUGUCGUCUCUAUUAUUGGCUAUACAGUUGCAAUCGAUUCAUCAAAAAAUGUAAAGCAUUUAUUUAUUUAAGCAGAAGAUGAUGAAGAUGAAGAGAUAAAGCAGCACUUUUAAAUGACUUAUGAUUUUAUACAUGAGAACUUAAAAAAGACAAAUGUAUUCGUUCACUGUCAGAUGGGGAUUUCUAGAAGUUCCUCUAUUGUAAUUGCUUACUUGAUGAAAGAAAAAGGAAUGGACUUCUUAGACACUUUAAAUUUUGUAAGAUCAAAAAGAAGUUGCGUAAGUCCAAAUGAAGGUUUUGUUUCUCAACUUAUAGAGUAUUCAUAAGAUCUGUAAAACUAAAAAAAUAAAAGUAAUCAAUGA
This is a messenger RNA of Tetrahymena thermophila SB210, 507 nucleotides long. RefSeq names its product tyrosine phosphatase. The transcript has a single exon. The record is from RefSeq and is a predicted model, not a curated record. NCBI's taxonomy places the organism in Eukaryota, Ciliophora, Oligohymenophorea, Hymenostomatida, Tetrahymenidae. Gene Ontology annotation, cellular component: cytoplasm. Gene Ontology annotation, biological process: protein dephosphorylation; negative regulation of MAPK cascade. Gene Ontology annotation, molecular function: MAP kinase tyrosine/serine/threonine phosphatase activity; protein tyrosine/threonine phosphatase activity.